Messenger RNA from Pseudophryne corroboree (corroboree frog), 2081 nucleotides. Its product is annotated as LIM homeobox transcription factor 1-alpha-like. Gene Ontology annotation, cellular component: nucleus. Gene Ontology annotation, biological process: regulation of transcription by RNA polymerase II; neuron differentiation. Bases 540 to 1694 code for a protein of 384 amino acids. The record is from RefSeq and is a predicted model, not a curated record. Gene Ontology annotation, molecular function: RNA polymerase II transcription regulatory region sequence-specific DNA binding; DNA-binding transcription factor activity, RNA polymerase II-specific. Lineage: Eukaryota; Metazoa; Chordata; Amphibia; Anura; Myobatrachidae. The transcript has 10 exons.
UUUCCUUUACAGUCUGCGCUGCCGCUGAUAGAAGCUCUGCCCACGCUGUUACACAGCAGACACAGGCCAGCCAGAGUGCUCACCUGAUCCGUAGCUGCUGCCGGCUGCCUCUCCCCCCCAGCUAACCCCACAGACCUCCCGGGCGUCCGCACCCGCAGCGGAACACACGUCUGCCCAGCGGGGGACUCGCCAGUGCUGCCACCUUAAUACACAACAGGGCAGCCAAUCGGGGGUCAGCGCACAUUGCGCCUCCUUCACAAGUGCGCUGUGUGCAAUGCCCACUCUGCACACACGUGGUUACGGCCCUGGUGGACCCCACUGGACUCUGGGGUCUGUGUGCAGUGUACCACACACACUGCACCCAUUAUAAAUACGCCAGUGGACUGGAUCAGUCAGAUGAUGGAUGCUGCAAGUUCUUAUGAUGAACUGGUAAAGAUUUCUGCUUUUGGGAAAGAAUAUUAAAUACCUGGCAAGAAACGAAGAUCAGAACUUACAUUCCAGAACUAAAAAAACAGCAUAUCUGGGGAGAAAGGUGUUGAAUGUUAUCACCGCAUGAAUACUUUAUCAUGAAGACAGAAAAUACACCCUCGUCAUGCCAAGGACAUUCACCUUAUCUGGGGCUUGAUCCCAAAAUGAAUGAAAUGUGUGCCGGUUGCAGCAACGCCAUCUCUGACAGGUUCCUGCUAAGAGUAAAUGAGAGCUCAUGGCAUGAGUGCUGUGUCAAGUGUACGGUGUGCUUGCAAAUCCUCUCUGGGACCUGUUAUUAUCGGAACCGGCAACUGUACUGCAAAGAGGACUAUGAAAAGCUAUUUGCCACUAAGUGUAACAGCUGUCUGAAAACAGUGAUGCCAUCAGAACUAAUCAUGCGUGUACUCAACAAUGUUUACCACGUGGCCUGCUUCUUCUGCUGUGAGUGCGAGCGGAGGCUGGAGCGAGGAGAUGAGUUUGUCUUGAAGGAGGGUCAGUUGCUCUGUCGCAGUGACUAUGAAAGGGAGCGAGAGAUGCUCAGCACAUUCAGUCUGACACCAGCUGGAUCAGUUAAAAGUGAAGACGAGGAUGGGAGUAAUCUCAAUGGAAAAGGAAGUGAUGAAGCAAAGGAACUAAAGCGAUCGAAGAGGCCAAGGACAAUACUUACCACACAGCAGCGCAGGGCAUUCAAAGCAUCAUUUGAAGUGUCUUCCAAGCCAUGCAGAAAGGUGAGGGAGACACUGGCAGCAGAAACAGGUCUGACCGUGCGUGUUGUUCAGGUUUGGUUCCAGAACCAAAGAGCCAAGAUGAAGAAGAUAGCCCGGAGACAACAGCAACAAGACCAUGAACAGCUAGGAGCACAACGCCUGGGGUCUGCAUGCGGGAAUCGCGGGAACAGUAGACAAAGUAACGAUGAUAGUGAAGAUGGUGGCAGUGGGAUAGAAGGUGUUAUGGUGCCAUAUUCCAGAAUGCCACAGCAGACACUCCUUCCAUUGGAUCAAGCCGUCUACAGCACAGAUCUCUACAGACAGGGUCUCACACCUCCUCAAAUGCCUGGUGACCAUUUACAUCCAUAUGAUGCAGAUGUUUUUCACGACAUGGACAAUGAUGGUCUCAAUUAUCUAGGUGGCUCUUUACUGACAUCCUCCAACUCCAACAACCUACAGGCUUGUGCUGGGCCCAUUGAUCGCUUGUACUCCAUGCAGAACUCUUACUUCGCCUCCUGACCACGACAAGUAACAAAUGCAAUUUUCACAGAUGUUCUUGGUGUCAACACGUAAUCAUUUCAGCUAACAUCCAAACUAUCAGGACAUGAAGAAUGUAAAGUCCGAUUUAUGGACAACAUAAGGAGACGGCCCAAACGUUAUCAUCAGUGGCAUCUUCUUCAGGCUGAGAAAUACAGUCCUAAUACAUCCAACUACUUCUACAAAAUAUUGAUGUUAUUUAUAUAGUUUUUUCCCCCCUCAUUCUGUUAUUUAACUGUGCAGCUGAAAUGUACAAAAUAAUUUCUUCAAAGAGUUUUAUAUGGCAUGCUAUCUUUGGAAAGCUUUUGAUGUAAACAAUAGAUUUAUGUUCCAGGAUCCAUUUAGCUGCAUAAAAUCACCAUUUUGCCA